CUAGGUCAUAGGCUCCCACACGUUUCUGGAGUUACCCGGAUAGACAUGGAUGUAUAUAAAGAACCGGUUCAAACAACAGUCGAUACUGUCUGGGUAGACAGAGGGUAGUUUUUUAUUUUUUUUAGGCUGCGGCAUCAGGUUCUUGGUAAAUUUCAAAUAUGGCUGGUGGUAAAGCUGGUAAAGAUUCCGGAAAGACCAAGACCAAAGCUAUUUCGCGCUCUCAGAGAGCAGGACUGCAGUUCCCGGUGGGUCGUAUCCACAGACAUCUCAAGUCCAGAACAACUAGUCACGGCAGGGUGGGAGCCACCGCAGCGGUGUACAGCGCGGCUAUUCUUGAAUACCUCACUGCCGAGGUUCUGGAAUUGGCAGGAAAUGCAUCAAAAGAUCUUAAAGUGAAGCGUAUAACCCCACGUCACUUGCAGCUGGCCAUUAGAGGAGAUGAAGAGCUGGAUUCACUUAUCAAGGCCACUAUUGCUGGUGGAGGUGUGAUCCCGCACAUCCACAAAUCUCUGAUUGGAAAGAAGGGCCAGCAGAAGACUGUAUAACCUGAAGUGCUCUGGAAGUUGUCAUCUCAGGAUGAAGUCUGCAGCAAGGGGUUCUACAUCUUAGAUUAGAAAUCUUAGAUUAGUUAUCUGAUGGUUGAGUGUGCACCCCCCCCCCCCCUUUUUUUUUUGUUUUUUUUUUUUGUGUGUGGCUUCAGAGAAGCUAAUCCUUUGUCGUUUCUUCCUCUGCUGCUGCAGUUUCAGUUGCGCUCACAUGUUCAAAGUGGUGUUUUCAUAAAGCUGUUACUGGGCAUUUGCAGAUUGUUCUUUGAGUUUUGCCUGUGGUUUGUUUGCUGCUUGUUUUGUCUUGACCAGGCAUUAGUUUGCUCCUCAAGUGUGGAUGUAUACAUGUUUGACCUUUUUGUGAAAUUUCUUUUUUUAAUUUUUAAUCUUCACAGCUUUGAAAGAACCUCACACCCACCCAAACUUUGUCAAUACAAAGCAAAGGACAUGUGUAGCUUUUGUGAAGAAUCAAGGUGUGCUUUAUAUGUAUCUUUUAAUGCAGAUCAUCCAUUUCAGUCUUGUAUAGCUCCAUGCAUUGCAAAGCAUGUUAACACUGUUUAACACUGGACUGUCAUGUGGGUAUUUUUGGAUUCCUGAAUAAAGACUGAUUUGGCACAGUCAGGACAUUA
Messenger RNA from Archocentrus centrarchus (flier cichlid), 1174 nucleotides. Its product is annotated as histone H2A.Z. NCBI's taxonomy places the organism in Eukaryota, Metazoa, Chordata, Actinopteri, Cichliformes, Cichlidae. Bases 159 to 545 code for a protein of 128 amino acids. The transcript has 5 exons. The record is from RefSeq and is a predicted model, not a curated record. Gene Ontology annotation, cellular component: nucleosome. Gene Ontology annotation, molecular function: protein heterodimerization activity; structural constituent of chromatin; DNA binding.